AUGUUUAAAGAUAGAAAAGAUGCAGGUCAAAAGUUGAGAGACAAACUAUUGAACUUCAAAGGUGUUAGUAAUACUGUUGUGGUUGGUCUGCCUAGAGGUGGUGUACCUGUUGCUUUUGAGAUUGCAAAUGAUCUGUCGUUGCCACUCGAUAUUGUGGUUCCUCGUAAGAUAGGUGCACCCUUCAAUAAGGAGUAUGCUAUCGGUGCGAUUGCAGAGGAUGGUAAAGCCUACUUUGAUCGUGAAGCCAUCGAACAUCUCGGUGUGUCCACCAAGUACUUGGAGUCAGAGAUGGAGAAGCAACGUGCCGAGUCGAAACGACGUCUUCGUGUGUAUCGUGGUGAAAGACCACCUGUCGAUUUCAAAGAUAAAACAAUCCUGUUGGUCGACGAUGGAAUUGCAACGGGAUCGACAGUGAAAGCUGCAAUCGAAUCACUCAAGGUUCACCACCCGAAGGAGAUCAUAGUCGCCGUGCCAGUGGGUCCUCAAGACACCAUAUCGGAACUCAAAGAAUCAAUCAAUCAAGUGAUUUGCUUGGCAACUCCUCACCCUUUCAAUGCAGUUGGUUGUUUCUACUCAUUCUUUGAUCAAACCGACGAUGAUACCGUUAUUGAAAUGAUGAAACAUAAACCAUUAACACCUUCACAAUAA
Molecule: messenger RNA, 648 nt
Organism: Heterostelium album PN500
Lineage: Eukaryota; Evosea; Eumycetozoa; Acytosteliales; Acytosteliaceae
Product: phosphoribosyltransferase
Exons: 1
Coding region: 1-648 (215 amino acids)
Source: RefSeq, a predicted model, not a curated record